GAGUUGGGAAGGAGAAAGUCCGGCAGCCCCCCUCCCCGCAGCCUGAUCCCAGGAACCUCUGGUCUGAGCCAGGCUCCGGCCGCCCUGGCUCCGGCCGCCCAGGCUCCGGCCGCCCUGGCUCCGGCCGCCCAGGCUCCGGCCGUCCCGGGAUCCUCCGGGCCGGCGCCUGGAGGCAGCUUUUCUGACGAGCUCUUUCUCCCCCCUCGGGGUGUCUCCCCUGCAGUGGGCCUUUACACGUCCAUCUUUGGCGGCUUACAGCUGCUCUGCCUCCUGACGGCCCCGGUCAUCGGCUACAUCAUGGACUGGAGGCUGAAGGAGUGUGACGACGGGUCCGAAGAGGCCGAGGAGAAAGAAGCUGACCGAGGCGAGGACGGGAAGAAGAAGAAGCGGGACCGCCAGGUCCAGAAGAUCACCAACGCCAUGAGGGCCUUCGCCUUCACCAACCUCCUGCUCGUGGGCUUCGGGAUCACCUGCCUCAUCCCCAACCUGCCUCUCCAGAUCGUGUCCUUCAUCCUGCACACCAUCGUGAGGGGCUUUAUUCACUCGGCCGUGGGGGGCCUCUACGCCGCCGU
Molecule: messenger RNA, 572 nt
Organism: Gracilinanus agilis (Agile Gracile Mouse Opossum)
Lineage: Eukaryota; Metazoa; Chordata; Mammalia; Didelphimorphia; Didelphidae
Product: large neutral amino acids transporter small subunit 4-like
Exons: 3
Biological process (GO): neutral amino acid transport
Molecular function (GO): neutral L-amino acid transmembrane transporter activity; L-amino acid transmembrane transporter activity
Source: RefSeq, a predicted model, not a curated record